AUGGUCGACGACGAGUAUCGAGCGCCGACUUUCCGUCUUGACCCGAUCGAGGGGAGAGCGCACAGCCCGUUCGAGUUCUCCAUGCAGCGGCGGAGGAUGGACCUGGAUGACUACCUCCUGUACAUCACGUCGUGGUCCGCGUACCAGACGGCCAAGGAUAAGGGCGUCGAGCUGCUCGAUGAGGCCACCGUGCAAGAGUUUGCGACAGCAUGGGGUGGCGAUGGGAAGGAGGUGAAGACUGUCACGUACCCCAUCUUCCUCAGGAUUGGCAAGGUGAGGCCAGAAUGA
Messenger RNA from Miscanthus lutarioriparius, 288 nucleotides. The record is from the annotation of a GenBank genome assembly. Lineage: Eukaryota; Viridiplantae; Streptophyta; Magnoliopsida; Poales; Poaceae.